AUGCCUCGUGGACUCAAUGCGGCGCGCAAGUUGCGCAUGAACCGUAAGGACCAGAAGUGGGCCGACCUCGGAUACAAGAAGCGCGCUCUCGGCACUGCUUUCAAGUCCUCUCCCUUCGGUGGUUCCUCCCACGCCAAGGGCAUCGUCCUCGAGAAGGUCGGUGUUGAGGCCAAGCAGCCCAACUCCGCUAUCCGAAAGUGCGUUCGUGUUCAGUUGAUCAAGAACGGCAAGAAGGUCACUGCUUUCGUCCCCAACGACGGUUGCUUGAACUUCGUCGACGAGAACGACGAGGUCCUCCUGGCCGGUUUCGGUCGCAAGGGCAAGGCCAAGGGUGAUAUCCCCGGUGUUCGCUUCAAGGUCGUCAAGGUCUCUGGUGUCGGUCUGCUCGCUCUGUGGAAGGAGAAGAAGGAGAAGCCCAGAUCCUAA
Colletotrichum spaethianum is the source of this 426-nucleotide messenger RNA. Its product is annotated as 40S ribosomal protein S23. Gene Ontology annotation, biological process: translation. The transcript is spliced from 2 exons. Gene Ontology annotation, cellular component: ribosome; cytosolic small ribosomal subunit. The record is from RefSeq and is a predicted model, not a curated record. NCBI's taxonomy places the organism in Eukaryota, Fungi, Ascomycota, Sordariomycetes, Glomerellales, Glomerellaceae. The coding region runs from base 1 to 426 and encodes 141 amino acids. Gene Ontology annotation, molecular function: structural constituent of ribosome.